CUACAAAUUACGCUGCAGUACAGCUGUUCGCAUUAGUCAGCGACGCAUGCUCGUAUGGCCACGCUGCACGCUGCAUGGUCAAGUGAAAAACUGUGUCAGUGCGAACAGUUGUUGCGCCUACGUCAGUGCCGUCAUGUUUCUUACACACAUAGGUUCAAGGGGAGCCGGCCAACACGGCGGUCUCUAUUUAUAGUGUCUCGCAUCUAUUUCACUGUUAGCCCGCAGUGCAGAAAUGUCCGGAGACGCGAACGUCCAAAAACAAGCGCGGAAGCACCGAAAAACGCGCGAGAAAUUGCGACCGCGCGGGCGCGUCCUCACGUCUAUAAUGUUCGGUGAUCGAUCGAUUCGACAUAUCCAAUCUACCCGACUCUGAUAAUCAGAUCUGGCCAACUGACGCAAAUUAAAUCCGAGUACUCAUUAGACGAUGCAAUUACGCGCCAUCGCGGCACGCGAGCUUAUGCAACCGUUUUCAACACCGCCUGUUUGUUACAGUGUCGUAUUCAGUAAUCAUUUACAGUGAAUGAAAGUGACCGAGUGUCUGUGAUACUAGUUUCCUAGUUAAAAUAUGCCAUUUUUGUGUUCCUAAUAUAUUCUAUUUAUCAGCUGAAAAACAAAUAUGACAUUGGAACUAUUUUAACGAGAAUGCGGGUGAAACGCUUUGCCUGGCGACGCGCCAAAAUUAACACUGAACAGCUGACUGUAAAUAAACAAGUGUUUGCUGAUAAAAGCGUAACGUGUUAUUGACAAACCACCAAGAAAAUUAUCACCAUGUCCGAAAAAAAAGACAGUGAUCAUAGUGACGUUCCCAUAAUAGAUGAUAAUGUAAUUCGAAUUCAGUUGAGAAAGCCCUGCCAUCGAAAAUGGGAAUUACGGACGCGAAAUCUGUCUCCUGGGAUCAGAUUUCCUACGAUACAACUUUUUGAUAGUGAAGGAAAUCUCCUCGUGGAGACAAAUGACGAAAACGUUUCCAUAAAGACUUGCGAAGAGCUCUCCGUCAGGGGAAGCCAGUCAUUGCGAGAGAAAGAUUUCAAACAUUACAUUGGCAAGAACUCGAUUAGGAAACAUAAUUCCGUCGCUGGAGACAAAAUUUAUACAAGAGUAUUUCGUACGCCUGUCGUAAUUAACGAUAAUGUUGAGAGAGGUAAUAAACGUUACGUUAUACGAAAUUGCGGCAGUGUAACAAACAUUCCAAGUAAACUCACAUUAAACACGAACUUUUCUAAUUUGCAAAUAAAUAGCCUCGAAACCACCCCUUUCCAGUCCGAAGGCGCUAGUGAAGUUAGCAGUUACAAAAGUUCUGACAACGAAAGCUUUAUCGAUGACACGAAGCCAAUAUCGAAUGAAACCGAAACCAAGUCAAUAUUGAAAAUGAAUGGCAUAACUUCAACAGAAAGUUCGUCUGAAUUUUCAAUGGAUGUAAAAAAGAACGAAUCUGAAAUUGAAAUGGGCACAAUGCUUCAUAAAUCCCAGUCAUUGAAAGAUGCCAUUCAAAGAAGAGGUUCCACAAAAGAGCAUAAAAAUGACACUUUGGCGCGUUCCAAAUCUGGAGCUUUGUAUAAUGGGCCUCACAAUAAGGUAUCGUUCCUGAACACUUACUUAAAAAGCUUACCCUCGCGGUCCGGAUCUAAUCCGGAUUGGUUUGCUGUACACCGGCGAAAAACAAUGAAUUCUUCACUAAAUUCUCCCGAAGCAUUGAAGAACCACGACUGUCCCGAGUUUCUUUUACGAAAAUCACGUCUUCAAAAAAUACGGGAUACAACAUCAGAGAACGGAUUCAUUAAUAUUCCCACAGACGCGGCGACGGCUUGUGAAAUGAAUAAACGCCUAAAAAUGUACAGACGUGGCUUAUCAGAAAUCGAACCACGGAAUCAUUUAGAGAGUGUAACCAUGAGACAGCGGAGUCAGUCCGUGUCGGAAAACUUGCGGAUUGUCCGCACUUCGUCGUCCGAAAGUGUGGACGAAGCCGACAUGGUGCUUAGCCGUCUGAAGAGGAGAAUACUCAAGAAUAAGUUGAAAGAGAAAAAGCGGAGCCUUGGUUCUAAGUACCUUUUCAAUAACCGCAACUGCCGCUGGAGUAACGAUCAGUCGACAGAAGAUUGGCGCGAUGCGGGCGGCGGGGCCCUGGUGAGGUCCCGCCACGGUAUGGGCUCUAACAUCAGUCAGCACUCUGCCAAAGGGCUAAAAGGUCGACGCGCCAGGUCUAGUGGCGACCUUUGCAAUGGCGACACCAAGAGCCAGACUGAAAGUUCCGUCUGCGGAUCUGUGGUGGGCGACACCAUGGGCUGGAACAGAUCGCUGCCAAAUCAUUUGGACGGAAAUAGACAUUUAGCUGAAUACAGCCGGGUAAACAACAACUAUGGAGAGUUCGGAACAUACAACAGAACACACCCUAAAGGUGGACGCGGACUACGAUACCGAGUUUCCAAAUCUGGCUCGGACGCGGAGCCGGUAUGGAAGCUGCAGGACCCGGGCUUCGACCAGGGCUACGGCUCGGAGCGGUCCCCGGAGGACGACUACGUGCCGCCCGUCGUGCCCGCCGCCGUCUCCGCCGUCUCCUUGCAGGAGUACGAGGCGGAGCUGAGAGUCAUGUACCCAUUCAUCAAUGAUGAAAAUACAUUCACCGUAGUAGUGGAGAAGGACGGCCGAGGCCUAGGUAUGUCAGUGUGCGGCGGAGGAGGCCUAGUACGGAUCCGGCGGUUAUACCCGCCGCAACCAGCAUGGAAGACCGGCAAGCUGGCCCCGAAAGAUCUCCUUCUAGCGGCCAACGGCGUGCCGCUCGCUGGGCUAAGCACUUAUGAAGCCCUGGAGGUGCUCCGGACGGCGGCGCCGAGGGUCGAGCUGCGAGUCUGCCGGCCUCCCCACGACGUGCUGGAGAGCGUGACCCCGCCCGACCCCCCGACGCCGCCUGCGAGGACCCCUCACCCACCACACUUACCGCUACCGCAGCAUCUGCCGUUAGAUCCGCUCAACUGUCAUCCGAUGCACGCAAGGUUAUCAGCAACAACUAGCAGUGCAACCACGUCGUCAUCUGAAGGCCGAGGGCGGCGCGAGGCGAGCCCCGAACCAGACCGGCGGGAACUACGUCUUCCGGACCUCGACCGUCCGCUUCCGGUCUACGACAUACAGUACGGGGAGUUCGACAUAGUGAUGACGAAAGUGAACGGCUCACUGGGUUUCACACUCCGUAAGGAGGACCACAGCGCGCUAGGGCACUACGUGCGCGCCCUGGUACGCGAGCCGGCGCUCAGCGACGGUCGGAUACAGCCCGGCGACCGGAUUGUCGCGGUAAACGACACACCGAUGUCGAACAUGUCACAUGCGGCGGCCGUGGCGUUCCUGCGCGCGUGUGGCUCGGAGGUGCGUCUGCGGUUGUACCGCGACCACGCAGCGACUCCACUGUCGCCCAUGUCGCCCAAAGAGGAGCCCACCGACUCUGACCCACCGCCCCGGCCUAAACCCCCGCUAAGGCCCGAAGCGGUGUCGAUGUUGUGCGACCUGGCGGCGCGGCGGCUCACCCCCGACGCGGUGGACGGCUCACGCUCCCCCUGCCUCUCGCCCCGCAAGUUCCGCAAACUGACCAAGGACAACAACCACUAUGAGCAGCCUAAUGAUGCGCCAACACAACAGACUGAACUAAAGUCACAUAUGGAAACUCCGGAAAGGCGGGUGUCUCGGGCGCACUCUGUAGCUCUGGCCAGCCCCACCGCCCCGCCGACUUGUAGAAAACAAAAGCUAAGCCUGGCAGUACCACCGCACGCAUAUGAACUAAAUAAUCUAGACAACGAUGCGUUGGACGCUCGUAAUGCCUACCAGGAGGAUCGGAGUCGGCAGAGAUACGAGCCCUCGUUCCCAGUAGACUCUGAUGAGCCGGUUUCCAUGCCAGCUGAAUUGUCCAGCGAUGAGGCGAGAUUUAAACAUUCUACUCCCAUGUACCAAAGUGCCGUACUGAUGACUUCUGACGGAGAAGUUAAUGACGGUGGAUUGAAGAAGUGGAAGGCAGUCGCUCUAUCGCCGGACAGCGAGCGGAAGGCGAAGGAAGCGCGGGCGCCGUCGAAGCCGAAGGAGAUCGAAACCGUCCAGAAGGAGAACAUACAACCUGACCCACAUAACCUAGACAGCAAUCAUUCGGAGCCUACAAUAGUGACAGUGGAGCUGAACCGCGGGUGGAACAGCAGGCUGGGGUUCAGCGUGCAGAGCCACCCGGAGUCGGGGCAGAGCUACAUCUCGGCCGUGUACAGCGACAGCGUCGCCGCGCGCGACGGCCGGCUGCGGCGGGGAGACGUCAUCCUGCAGGUGAACGAUGAAAAUGUGACGUCAAUGAAAACUCCAGAAGUAAUAGACUUGCUCCGGUUGCUCCGCGGCUCUAUCUGCAUCACCGUGCUGAGGCCUCCGAACCCACACUGAACGCGACAACUAACUCUACCUAACUCCAAAGAAUAGUAUCUUCAAUAUUUCUUUAAGACAGAUGCGUUAGGCCUAAAUGGAAUGGCAAAACUUUCAUUCUCUGGUCUAUUUCAAGCUUUUUGACUAAGAAGUGCAUAAGCCAAUAAUUGUGUUUUUAUUUUCAAUUGGCUUAUUAACAAGUGCCACGCAACAUAUCUCCAAGAUGUAUCUCCAGUAAUCUAAAAUAAACUCUAUUUGUAAGCUACAAAGAUAUGAAAUUUAGUUGCGUGGAGUGAUAUUUCACAAUUACAGAUGAAGUGCAUAAUUGUUUUCCAUCGUAUUUUCUCGAAAACGUACGUAUUUAUCAUGCUACUUCAGUCAACCCCAGUACUUUUUGUACCGAGACUGACUGAUAUAGCAAGACACGUUCGUAAGUUUCCUUGAAAAAACGAUGGAAAAUAAUUAUGCACUACAUCGGUAAUGAGCAGUGGCUCUUAAAAAUCUGUUUAAAGUUCCUAAGCUUUGGGUCAGAAUUUAUUCCACGUCAGCCCGAGAAACUCUAGAUUUUUAAUAGGAUAUCUAACGUGUAGGUAAUAAUGCACUAUUAUUGUUAAUAAGUUACCUUAUAGUAUACAUAAAGAUAACUUGCGGAAUUGAUCUCUUUAGGAUUCUCAAAUUUUAAUUCAAAUUUUAUUAAAUUGUAAUUAUAAAGAAUCAUACGUUAUUUAAAUAAAAUGAAUCUACCAUUACACGACCAACCUUGCGCAACGAAUAAUAUAUCAAAUUAUGUAUUUUCAACCUAUAAAAACUGUUAGUAUUUAUUAAAUUAAUAAUUUUCUUGUCAUAGAUACCUACUGAUAUGUAACGUAAUGAAAGUGCAUUCCACAAGAUUGUACAUAAAUGUAACAUAAAAGGUAGUUUGUCCUAGCGGAUCCACCGUAGUCAAACGUAGCAUCACAAAUGAUAACUUGAAGUGGUACCAUAGACGGGUGCAUAAUAUGGUGUGUCCGUAGAUCUAUGAUGUUCGUGUAAAUAAUAGUAUGCAACGAGAGCAUGAAACAAUCCCUUUGACGAUUCAAAUUGGCUUGCUUGAGCUAUAAACUCUGCUUUUGACUACGAUUGGGUUAAAAAUAAAUAGAAAUGUUAAAUGUUUAAAGUUAAUUUAUGGUAAUUAAAUUCGUAGCACCUUGACCCCGCCCGUACGGGAGCAGAGGUCUGGCGGUUUGGCACUUGCUUGAAGUGGUGGUGGCAGUAGGCUCUAUUGCAAAGACAAUGUGGUCUAAGAAGAUUGUACAUUUAUUCACUACAGCAUAAUAUCCUAUUUUAUGCAGCCCAUUUCCUUCCUUAAAGACGAACUUUACGAGCAUGCGAAGUGCAGCACUUAUGGAAAUAAUUUACUAAGCCUUAGUAAGUCAGACCCAAAAUAACGGAAUAUUGGUAACAUAAAAUUGCGCACCACUUGAAAUUCUAGUCAAAUCUAACUAAAUUAUAAUCAAAAUAAUCUCGUGGUAGUCUUUGAUUAUAAAUAAAUAUAAUGAUAUUGAGUAUUCUUAAACACGUAGAGAUUUUGAAAAAAAAAACUAUAUUAUACAUAGAUAAAAAAAAUACUCACAGAGAGUAAUAUUAAAUAGAUAAUUCUUAAAUGGUUUCUUAUAAAGGUGUUGUCAACUCAAAAGAUUUUAUCGACAAAUCAACUCAAAAAUCUAUUUUAUUAUUAUGAUAUUAGAUUUUAAGGUGAAAAUGUAGAAAAUCCUUGCACAUAAUGAACCUGAACGAACGAAACAACUGAUAUUCUAAAAUUAUUGUGAUGGAUAUGUGUUAAUAUUAACUACUGUAAAUGUGACUUCUAGAGUAAAGAGUACAUAGUCUGUUGCAGUUUGGUAAAAUGAAUGUCUAUAGGACAGUUCUCGAUAUUCAAACAUUAGCUUAAUGUCAACGUGGAAAGUUGUAGGGCGAAACUCAUACGUAUUCUAGCAUUCGAAUUUUGAAAACAAUUGAUAUUAUUGACAGCUAAUGCAUCUCGCUCGUAUUAUUUUCAAAUACCUAAGCACACUCUAACUAAUAUAUAGAAGUUUUUACAGCUCGCAUUUUUCAACCUAUUCUUGUGAAAUUUUGUGUCCAGGUUUUGUUCAUUUUAUAGUUUUUUUAAAUCAGAUAUUUGGAACUACUACCCGGAGGCGGAGCCAUGGAUCUGUUACAUCUUUUUUAACUCCUCAGCAUUCCACGUAGUCUAGUAACGAAAUAAAGAGUAUUGCGCACGGGGAGAAAGAUGUAGAUUUGUUUUUUAGUUGUAAUUACCCAUUCGUUUACCUUAAUGGGGAACAACUACAUCAAUAGCAUAAUGACAUAUUCAUAAAACAAAACAUAAAACUUUUAGUUAGACAUUCGAAUAAGAAAUAGGCAAUAUGUAAAGGAGUCAAAAAUGUGUCUGCGAUUGUCAACAGGUGAAUAUCACUGACAAUAAGAAAAAAAGCAGUACAACGAAGUGAACAAAGCAACAAAAAUAAGUACACAUUUUACCUGUACAUUACCUAUACGAGUAGCUAUGUAAUACCUACGUGCGCUAUAGUCAAAAUACUUAUAUAUUGAUGCCGAUAGACCAUGACACGUAGGUAAGGUAUAUUUUUUUUCCUAGAAUAUCAAAUUAAUGUUGACGCCUUUUUAUUUUGCUCAAUUACCUAUAUGUUAAAUUGGUUUUAACGAAGUUUAAUUUAUAUUAAUUAUAAUAAUGGGUCAUUUUGUUAUAAUACGGUUUGCUUCAGUUCAGAAUUGUAAGCGUGCUAAACUAUUAGAGCCGUACCUAAUCAUGUGUUGCCAUCGGACAGUAUACUUAUUUCUAAUGCUUACAACACAUGUUUGGAUGUCACUACGCCAGAACAGAGUAAAUAACUAUUACUUAUGAACAUAAAAUCCUACCAACUUCCCAGUGACAUGACCAUUUAGGUACCUAACAGAAUAAUUGUAAAGGAGCCUUGUGCAUUGCAUCAAGCCUCAAAAUCUUUGUAUAAACAUCGCCCAUUUUAAUGUUCUAGUGCAGCGGUCGGCAACCAGCGGCCCGCGGGCCGCAUGCGGCCCGCGAACCUCUCACUUGCGGCCCGCGAGCCUCCCUGGCUAUUUUGUAUGUAAUAUUGACAAACGACAAUUUCUGAUAAAGUCAUAAAUACUAACAAAGUGCGGCCCGCGUCCACUUGGUUAACUGCUCUGUGGCCCUUGGCUGCUAAAAGGUUGCCGACCGCUGUUCUUGUGGUUAUAUUUUAUCCCUUGUAUGAGUAGCUUGUAUAGAUGUGAAUGUUGCGAUGGAUGCCUUAAAAAUAAAGACUAGGCCAUAUUUAUGUUAUUGGAAUGAUGGAAUUACUUUAAGGAAGUGUGUCAGUCAAGAACAAAAGUAUGUACGAUAUACUUAAUUAUGGUACUAUAACAUAAAAUAAAUAAUAAUAAAUUA
This is a messenger RNA of Cydia splendana, 7825 nucleotides long. RefSeq lists its product as uncharacterized. Gene Ontology annotation, molecular function: protein binding. Bases 769 to 4404 code for a protein of 1211 amino acids. The transcript has 14 exons. The record is from RefSeq and is a predicted model, not a curated record. NCBI's taxonomy places the organism in Eukaryota, Metazoa, Arthropoda, Insecta, Lepidoptera, Tortricidae.